UUAGUUUUGUACAAUUGUUGCAUAUUCUAUUUUGUAGAAGAUUCACCGGAGUUCUUCAAUAAUAUCAAGCUGCAUGGUAAUUCGAUUCUAUUUUCUAUUGUCUGUGUAGACUUCCCAUUUCUUAAAAGCCAUUUCUCUUUCGUUGACUAUUUGGUCAGGUGCAAUGUGUGUAAAGUAAUUUUGCUACCUGAAACGGUCUAUUCUCACUACGAAACUCGGCAUGCCACCUCUGGCAAUGUGGAAUGCACUCCUGGUUUUUUACCAUACGAAGCCGUUUCCCAGUAUAACGACGCUGUUGAUGCUUUAUCCAAGAGCGAACGCACAAGUGGAAUAAAACGCGUAAGAGCUUCUGGCAAGCGUCCCAAGCGCAGUGUUCGCGCGACCGGUCAUGAACUGUUGCAGUUUGAGGCGGUUUCUGAGACUGAUUCGCUCUCUAGUCUCACAGAUGACACAUCAAAGCGAGUAUCCAACAAUGCAAGUGAAGAAGAGACAGACAGGAUGCGAGAACCCGUACUUUUGAAGCUGGCAAAAACAGAUGGUAGCGCAGUCCAGCCAGAUGUAGGAGGGUUACUCUUACCGAAAACAGCGGAUUCGUCGUGUCCGAGCACCUGUGAGAGAUCUGUGUGGUCUGUCGUUUAUGGCACAGACCCUGGGCUAUCAGAUAUCACUAAAAAGACAAAUAUGAAGUUCGGUGCUCCAUCAGAUAGCAGUGAUGCCGAUCAGACUCUACCUGACUCUGGUUUAUGUAAUCAUUCGAGUGACUCAGGUAUUGGGUCACUCAGCCUCUCCACACUGAGGCCUUCAUCCUACCCACCGACUCCUUCUAUGACUCCUCCCUUGUCUAGCCCUGUCACUUCACACAUCUCGGAUGAGCUCUUAUUCGUCGGAAUUGGACAUAAUUUAGAUGUCAGAAGAGACCAUCGACCUGCAUCUCGUUCGUCGACGCAUUCCAGCUCAAGCGGCGGCUUCACUGGCUCUCAGGAUCGCGACUCGCGUGUUCCUUCUAGAUCAACCCUACAAAGCAUAGUGGGGAAUCAAACCCCGUGCACCACGUCACGAGGAGGUCGCUUAAAUCGCCACGUUCCAAAAAUUGGCCGUCGUUUCCAAAGGUCUCAAUCAAUGCUAGCUGACCAUUGCAUUCCAUCUUGCUCGACACUUUCGUCUUGCAUUACUGAGGAUAACGAUGUGGAAGUAGACCCAUAUACGGAUUAUUUGCAUAGAAUACAAGCGGAUACCUGCUUUAUUACCUCAGGUCCCGUGUCAGAAGUGCGUAAGCCAGCACAACAGGAUCUAGUCAACAGGAAUGGCUACCAUGCGUGGCUUAAGACCUUACGUGGGUCGCAGACUUUUCCGGCAUCUAAUGGUGCGAUAUCCAGACCAUUGCUUCAUCCACAGUUCAUUCCUCGGCACUCUAGAAAUAUGGAUGGUUUGCGCGCUGCUCAAGAUUCCCAGACAAACUCUUGGCUAGGAUCGCAUAGCGUUCCUGAAACUUUAAUCAACCGGAACUUGCUGUCUAUGCACCAGGGUGUUCCUUCGGUGAAGUGUCUCAGAACGUCGUCUUGGCGGUCCAGGCUCUCAGGCGUUCGGACGCUGAACACGAUGUCUGCAGUGAGAUGCGGUGGAAUCGCAACAAAUAUAGGUACUUCUCUUGAUCCAGCUGCCCAGUGUAACUGUGUGGAAGUGGGUGAACUGUCUUACCGUAACCCAGUAAUAUGCCCCGUGCAUCACUCGGUUGACGAAAAACAUCAGAUAGUGCGACAGAAGGACCUACGGACCUUGAUGCGUGAAGCCAGAGAGCGGGUGCAACAAGCUCGACAAAAUUUAAGUCUCCAAAAACAUAGACAAGGCACUGGAAGUUUUCAGAAUUUUGAACAGCCACAAACAGUGAUCGAUUUGACCGAAGACUUCCCAGUUUCCAAUGACGCGAAUGAUACAGUCAGUGACCCCGCCGAAGCUGAGAAACUGCGGUUGCGUUUGGUGAGUGGUGGUCAGCUUCGUCCUCCUCAUCGUGUUUUGUAUCAAGCUGCUUCCGGUGAAACCAAACAAAAUUUCACUGCUCGAACCGGCCCUGUCGAUAGUGCUGGGGCAUCCGGUCAGAAUACCUUGGCAUCUCGUCUUUCACACCGCGCGUCUCUUUGCGAUGAACCCAUGACAUUCAACCAGACAUCACCUUAUACUAAUGAGGUCACCGAAUAUGCCAUUGCCGGUGCUUGUUCUAAUGCCAAAUCGGGGUCUGGAGAGCAGUUUGUCACAAUACAACAAAACCCUCAUCUCAACGAGCCCUAUUUUGAUGAGUCCGGGGCAAUAGUAAUCGGUGAUCCAUCCACAGGAUACCCUCAAAAUAGAUUUAUCACUUUCCCUAAGCGGCAGUCUUCGGGAGUAAUGGACUUUGGAACCACUGUGAAUCGUAAGCAGCAGCGACGCCAAGUAGUCCGUCGGUCAAAUGUUGCUCCAAUUCAGUCGGUGCAACAGUGGUCUCCGCACAUUACACACCACAGCGGCGAAACUUCGGUCGUCGGUUCGCCUUUUGUUGACUCUUCGAAUCCACCGCUGCUUGACGAUAUUAUUAGCGGACAGGAAACUGCUUCGACAGAUUUGUUAUCCACGCCGUCACAGGUGGUUGACCCUCGAAUUUCUAUGCUUGCACCACCACUGGGCUCACAGGUCGUGACGAGGGGCUCGGAGUCGAUGCUCAUCACUUCGUCUGGUUCCCAGAUCUCCUACGAUGGUAGGAACUUAAUGGAAGGGCAGCCCCAUCAUAUGAUGCCGCUUAUCAAUCAGCCCGUGAUAGUUAACCGGUUCAACCGAUCAGUUUACGGUGGCACCCAUGUUAUACGUGAAACUCAGGGACGUGUAAUCGUUGAUGACAUGCGUGAGAAGUCAAUUACUGGUCGGUCCAGAAAAACGGCCAAAGGCACAUUUCGGCACGCAGCGCCUGUAUUCCCUCCGCCGAAUUACUCCACGAUCAUACCGACACGCUUCACACACCCGAUACCACAGCACCAAACCAAUGCUGCCUUCCUUGCAGUCAACCGAAAGCCUUCCACAAUAGGCCUCCUAUCUAAUCGGUCUGCAGUGGUUUCUCGAUCUCUGCUCAGCUGUUCCACUUCUGAUCUGUUUUCCAAUACUUUGGCGCAUGGAUCUGACUUUGAGUCAACGGAGACAAUCGGUUCAGUUCGUCCUCCCUUUGUUUCCCACAGCAUACUACGACCUACUCGUCUCUCUACAGUUAGAGGUUCUUCAGUCGUUGCUAGCGAUGCGGGCUCGUACCCCUCCUCCUUGGGCACAAACUUGAUGGAUUCACGCAUGGAGUCUGACCUUGUUGAUAUGGACUACUGUAUAGAAUCUUCAUCUCUUUUAUCCGCCACCAACUCACACCCAGCCCAUUCCCCCGCCCUUACAGACACGUCAGAGUACAAUAGCGAGCCGAAUGUGUCUACGACUUUCGCCCACCAAGAUUCUCGUCCGCCAACAUCCACAGCGCAUUCGCUACCUGCGGUUGGUGGACAAUCCAUUGCCACCGGUGAGAUAGUCCCUCCCUCUGUAUCCAGGAAUCGCUAUUUUGUCAUUCGACCGAAUCCACUCAGACAACCUCCAAGCUUGGUAUUGCGGGCCAAACGACCGGAGUCUUGCUCGCUUCCACAGUCAGUUAACAAACCCUCAGAUAUGUGACGCCAUCCAGCCAUGUUCAGGUUUUUUUUCGGAUCCUGAGUUUUCUGGAAUAUCAGACACCACUGUCUUCCUCCAUCUGCCUUCCAGUCACAGCUGGGUUAAUUCUCUACCGAUUUGCUUCAUUUGGCGUCCGUUAGACUAGUCUGAUCGGUCAAUACAACCAGUUUUCCCCUUACCUAGACGGUUCCCAACAGGUUUGCACAUCCCGUCUCCCAGCUGUUUGCCCCAACUAUUCCAGAUCGCCUGACUUUGUACAAUUCCUACCACGAUCGUCC
Messenger RNA from Opisthorchis viverrini, 3947 nucleotides. RefSeq lists its product as hypothetical. Lineage: Eukaryota; Metazoa; Platyhelminthes; Trematoda; Opisthorchiida; Opisthorchiidae. The transcript has 8 exons. The record is from RefSeq and is a predicted model, not a curated record. The annotation marks the transcript as partial.